ACCUUCAUACAUUGUUCUUUUUUAUGGUUGAUAGGUGGUGGAAAAUAUGAACCCUAUUGAAAAGAAAGACAUGGUUUUCUGAUAAUUAAUGGUAUGAUCAUCUAUGCUACUAUAGUUUUUAGUAUUCCUUUUGUUUUCUUAUAUCAUUUGUGCAUUGUAGCGUGUCUUAUGUAAUUCGAUGUCAAUUUUUAUUGAUGUUUCCUCAAACUUGAAAGACACCAAUUGGGGAUUUCUUAAGCAUUACUCUUUACUCGUAGUUGUUGACUUUAAAUUGGGCAAAGAUUCUCCGAAUUUGAUCGGACCAUCUACAAAAAUAAAAGAAAAAAAAAAUUGUUGCCUUUGUAUUAUGUUUGGGUAGCUAUAGGUAUUGUGGGUUUUCGAUGGAUGAUGAAGAUAGAGGGCCUAGGUUAAGCAAGAGAUUGGGUGGAGAUGGAGAAGUGGAUUACAAAACCAAAUCUGGAAGCGCUUGGUCUCACUCCUACCUUAAUCAAAAGCCAUGGCAUCCUCUCUCCUACCCUAAUCAACGCCGCAAGUGGAUUGCUGAGCAGACUCACGCCCAACGAGAACGUCGUGCCGAAGAAGUCGCACGAGAGUAUGCUCAGGAACAAGAGUUUUUCCGACAGGCUGCUCUUGUCUCCAAGAAAGACCAGGAAAAGAUGGAGAUGAUGAAAGCCGUUAGUUUCAUGUAUGUCCGCCCCCCUGGUUAUAAUGCUGAAAGUGCCAAAGCUGCAGAGAUUGCUGAGGAGAAGAAACCCUCACAAGAGGCUGGAACAUCUGAUAUGUUGCAAAACCCUAUUCCCCCAAAUGAGCGAACGAAGAAGCCAAGGCCUAAAGAUGUUUUUGGUCGUAACCUACCAACAGAAGAACAGUUUGAAGCUCUUAAAAAUGCCCCAAAGUUAGAGACUGGUGUUGCCGGAAGGGCAAAGCCAUUUGGAAUUGAAAUAAGGAAUGUAAAAUGUGUGAGAUGCGGGGCGUUUGGCCACCAAAGUGGUGAUAGAGAAUGUCCAUUGAAGGAUGCAAUAAUGCCUAACGAAGAGAGUCGUUUGAAAAGAGAUGACCCCUUAACGGCUAUUAUAGCUCAGACAGAGCCUCUUAAGUGGGAGUUGAAACAGAAGCCUGGAAUGAGCCCACCCCGUGGCGGGUUCAGACCAGAUGAUCCAAACCAGCAGAUUGUUGCAGAGGACAUAUUUGAUGAAUAUGGAGGGUUUCUUGGUGAGGAAGUCAUCCCGAAUCUGUUAGCUAACUUCUCUACUAAAAAGGAAAAGAAGUCCAGUAGUAAAAGAAAACACAAAGGAGAAUCGCCACCGAUGAUUAAGGAUCAUCAAGACAGUUUGUCCUCAGAUGAUGCAGUAAAGAGGUCAAAGACGAGUAAAAGUCAACGUAAGAAGAAAAAGAAACGAAUUCAGACUGCCUCAAGUUCAUCAGUUGAUUCAGAAGAUGAUAGGCGUAAGAGGAGCAGAAGCGGCAGACGUAAGCGUCGUGGUGUACCUGAGAGUUUAGACUCUGAUCAGCAACAAAGAUACGAAUCUUGUCGCCGCCACCACCACAGUUCAGACUCUGAUCAACAACGAAGAUAUGAAUCUCGUCGCCGACGCCACCACCACAAUUCAGACUCUGAUCAGGAACAAAGAUAUGAAUCUCGCCGGCGCCACCACCACCGCCGACAUUCAAAUUCUUCAGACUGAGAAUGCUGUUAUUUUAGAAUGUAGCUUCAGUAAACCACAUUGUACACUGACCGUUCAAGUUCCUUAAGACUGGAGAUCCACUUGUUUGAAAACCUAAAACUGAGCUGAAUGUUACUAGAUUUUGUUGAAACAUGCGUACCUAUUUACUUGAAUCAUAUCCGUGAUCCUUUUCAUUU
Molecule: messenger RNA, 1861 nt
Organism: Helianthus annuus (common sunflower)
Lineage: Eukaryota; Viridiplantae; Streptophyta; Magnoliopsida; Asterales; Asteraceae
Exons: 7
Coding region: 381-1685 (434 amino acids)
Biological process (GO): negative regulation of DNA-templated transcription
Cellular component (GO): nucleus
Molecular function (GO): transcription corepressor activity
Source: RefSeq, a predicted model, not a curated record